UGCUGCUCCGUGACACACAGGCAGCUCAAUCCGGACCAGUGGUGGCAGAAAUGUAAUGAUGGAUUAGAAAAUUAUGUGCCUCGGCUGUCAUCAUCAUGUUUCCCGGAGUUUUCUAUGCACUGCUGGCGGGUUUCCUGGGCGCCGUGGCGUCGUCGUCGGCCAAGCUGUCCCUCGGAGCCGACUACCUGAAGGGGGUUUGUGAAACCGGACUCCGGACGUGGGGAGAGCAGCGGAAAUUUAGACAAGCUGACGAAACUACCGCCUGUGACUGGCUCCACAUCCCUCUGAGGCUGCUCUGUGGCGGGCUGCUCUUCACCUGCAAUGCUGUGAUGUGGACCUUCCUCGCCAAGGCGCUCAGGUACUCCUCUUCCUCCACCCGAGCCACUGUGACUACCACCGCCUCCAACUUCGUCUCCUCCGCUUUCUUGGGCCAGUUGAUCUUCGGGGAAACCCAGAUAACAUUGUGGUGGGUUGGCAUCUCCUUGACCUUCUCCGGUCUGUUGGUACUGCAGAGGGCCUCGCCACAGGACGGACACCAGAACGCAGUGGCCAAGAGAGACGAAUAAUAUGCCAUGUCUCCAUUAGGUCUGUUCAUCCCGUCUGGCUGGCUGCGGCAUGGUGUGCUUUGGUGUGCAUCUCCACUGAUUCACUGAUCCAUUCAGCCAAAGAGCAGCAAAAUAAGAAAUCAUCAAGCGCAUUCAGCACACUUCAAAUUAACCGUCACUUUCAGAGCAAGGGUGAAGGAGCAAGUAUUAUUGCUUGUUUUAUGAAACAAGCAAUAAUACAGAUAAAACAGAUAAAUUUGCUAUGUUAAAACUACACAAAACGUUUUCCCUCAUAUAGGAAAUGUUCAGUUUAGAAUCAGUGAUCUUCCACCUUGUGAAACAGUGUGGUCCAGGUCUAAAACCAGUGGAGCUGCGGGCCAUUGCACAGCUAAAGCCCGGCUAGUGGAGACAAGGUAAUCAAUUCCCAAAAGCUCUGAAAAUCAUCUUUGUCUACAGGCUUUCAAAUAAACAAAAAAAUUGUUUUAGCUUUAAA
This is a messenger RNA of Myripristis murdjan (pinecone soldierfish), 1038 nucleotides long. It is a transcript of the gene tmem42b, whose product is annotated as transmembrane protein 42b. The record is from RefSeq and is a predicted model, not a curated record. Bases 96 to 566 code for a protein of 156 amino acids. The transcript has 3 exons. NCBI's taxonomy places the organism in Eukaryota, Metazoa, Chordata, Actinopteri, Holocentriformes, Holocentridae.